AUGGCCUUGAUGGUGAAGCAAAAUGGCAUAUUGUAUUGUGUAGAAAACAAGUAUUUAAUUACAGGGCCGUGCCUGAUUGCGCAUGCACGGGCAAGCUUCGUUCACGGCAAGGGAAAAAGAAGGUGCAUGAAGAUGAAAGCGAACAUGAACACGGAUAUGGAGAAGGUGAACGGGAAGAGAGUGACGGGAACAUUGAUCCCGAUUUUGGAGAAGAGGUCGAAUAUUACUUUGUUGGGAGAUGACGAAUAUUUGGUGGGAAGGUUCGUGGAGAAAGGGUUGGUGUUCAGGCAAUCCUUUGUUAUCAGGUCUUAUGAGAUUGGACCUGACAAGACUGCCACAAUGGAAACUCUAAUGAAUCUUCUCCAGGAGACGGCACUGAAUCAUGUGCGGAGUGCAGGAGUGGCCGGAAACGGGUUUGGGGCAACUAUCGAGAUGAGCUUACGCAAACUUAUUUGGGUCGUCACCCGUAUACACGUCCAAGUUGACAAAUAUAGCUCAUGGGGAGAUGUUGUGGAGAUAGAUACAUGGGCGGAUGCAGCUGGUAAAAAUGGGAUGCGUCGAGAUUGGAUCAUUCGCGACCUAAACUCUCGAAACAUCAUAACACGAGCAACCAGUACCUGGGUGAUGAUGAAUAGAGAAACUAGGAGGUUAAGUAAAAUCCCGGACGAGGUGAAAAAGGAGGUCCACCCAUUUUACCUAAACCGAGCAGCAAUUCCGACUGAAAAUGCCGAUACUGACAAGAUUGAAAAGCUUACUGAUGAUACUGCUGCGAUGAUCCAAACUGGACUUGCUCCGCGGUGGAGUGAUAUGGACGCAAACCAACAUGUCAACAACGUCAAAUAUAUCGGAUGGCUUUUGGAGAGUGUACCAAUAAAAGUCCUUGAAGAUUAUAACAUGACAAGAAUGACAUUGGAGUACCGGCGUGAAUGCCGUCAAUCCAAUGUGCUACAGUCCCUAACAAGCAUGAAACAAAAAACGGAACAAGGGAAACUAACUAGUGAGAAUAAUGCUUUAAAAUGCACGCAUUUGCUACGAAUGGAAGCUGAUCAAGCAGAGAUCGUUCGAGCAAGAUCUGUGUGGAAGCAUUGCGAAUUGUUGGAAAUGGUUCCAAAACUGGCGCCCGUGGUCCUGUUUCUCUAUCUUUUGAAUUCACAGGUUGAUGCAUAG
Striga hermonthica is the source of this 1167-nucleotide messenger RNA. NCBI's taxonomy places the organism in Eukaryota, Viridiplantae, Streptophyta, Magnoliopsida, Lamiales, Orobanchaceae. The record is from the annotation of a GenBank genome assembly.